Messenger RNA from Lindgomyces ingoldianus, 388 nucleotides. RefSeq lists its product as uncharacterized. Bases 53 to 361 code for a protein of 102 amino acids. The record is from RefSeq and is a predicted model, not a curated record. NCBI's taxonomy places the organism in Eukaryota, Fungi, Ascomycota, Dothideomycetes, Pleosporales, Lindgomycetaceae. The transcript is spliced from 2 exons.
AUUCAAACUCCCUCGCUUGAACUACAACGACAUCGCAAACACUUCCGGAACCAUGUACAAGAAACUCAUCAUGCUUCUCUUGACAUCUAUCGCUCUCGCAGCGCCCCUCCCGGGUAACUCGGAUGUCGUCGCCCUUGGAAAACGGAAUGAUGGCGUAGACAUCUUUCAUUCUCUCUGCUUGGAAGACGAUGAAGCGUGCGGGUUUAAAGAAAAGCGUACUGAUAGUACUGGAAUUGUCUUGCCUCCUUGUUUGGACGGCGAGGAAUGCUGGAGCCAAGAAGGAGGAGCAAAGGGCAAGCGUACUGACGGCGUGGGUAUCGUUUUGCCGCCUUGCCUUGAGAACGAUGAUGAGAACUGCUGAGGGAACCGCCACAUUGGGGAAAUAAUG